Messenger RNA from Arabidopsis arenosa, 1922 nucleotides. Lineage: Eukaryota; Viridiplantae; Streptophyta; Magnoliopsida; Brassicales; Brassicaceae. The record is from the annotation of a GenBank genome assembly.
AAAUAGCCAGAGUGUAGACUCCGACAACAUCCACAAGAAGAAACUUUCUCUAAUUAAAAUGGCUGUUCCCACGGGAAACGCCCAUCUCUUCUUUCUCCGGCCUCUCAUCCUCGCCGUUCUCUCCUUUCUUCUUCUCUCUUCAUUCGUCUCUUCCGUUGAGUGGCUCGAUCUCGAUUCAUCAGAUCUCAAAGCUCUUCAGGUCAUCGAAACAGAGCUCGGAGUCAACAGUCAACGUUCUUCAUCCAGUGAUGUCAACCCUUGCGGUCGCCGAGGAGUUUUCUGCGAGAGACGGCGUUCUGCCACCACCGGAGAAUACGUUCUCCGUGUCACGAGGCUCGUUUACCGAUCCAGGAGCUUGACGGGGACUAUCUCUCCGGUGAUUGGAAAGUUGUCGGAGCUCAAGGAACUCACUUUGUCUAAUAACCAGUUGGUCUACGCUGUUCCGGUGGAUAUCUUGAGCUGUAAGCAACUUGAAGUUCUUGAUCUUCGGAAAAAUAGAUUUUCCGGUCAAAUUCCGGGAAACUUUUCUAGUUUGAGCCGUCUUCGAAUCCUUGAUCUUUCUUCGAACAAAUUCUCCGGGAACUUGAAUUUCUUGAAGAAUCUACGCAAGCUGGAGAAUCUCUCUGUUGCAAACAAUCUCUUCUCAGGCAAAAUCCCGGAACCAAGUGUGUCGUUCCACAAUCUCCGGUUCUUUGAUUUCUCCGGAAACCGGUAUUUGGAAGGUCCGGUUCCGGUUAUGAGCAAUAACAAGCUUCAGACAUCUCCACACCAAACAAGACACAUUCUUGCUGAAACUCCAUCUUCAAAUUCCACGAAGAAACCUAACAACAGCACUACAUCAAAAGCUCCAAAGGGAGCUCCAAAACCAGAGAAGUUGAAGAAGAAGAAGAAGAAGAGCAAGAAGAAGAAAGUAGCGGCAUGGAUCUUAGGGUUUGUCGUUGGAGCCAUAGGCGGAACAAUCUCUGGGUUUGUCUUCUCGGUGUUGUUCAAAUUGAUUAUUCAAGCAAUAAGAGGAUCAGGAAAACCAUCAGGUCCUUCCAUAUUCAGCCCAUUGAUCAAGAAAGCUGAAGAUUUAGCUUUCUUGGAGAAUGAAGAAGCGUUAGCUUCUCUGGAGAUCAUAGGAAGAGGAGGUUGUGGAGAAGUCUUCAAAGCUGAACUACCAGGAAGCAACGGCAAGAUCAUCGCUGUAAAGAAAGUGAUCCAACCGCCUAAAGAUGCCGACGAACUAACAGAUGAAGAUUCCAAGUUUAUGAACAAGAAAAUGAGGCAAAUCAGAUCCGAGAUCAGCACAGUCGGCCAAAUCCGGCACCGGAAUCUUCUCCCAUUGUUAGCACAUGUGUCAAGACCAGAGUGCCACUACCUCGUUUACGAGUACAUGGAGAAGGGGAGUUUGCAAGAUAUAUUGACUGAUGUACAAGCUGGAAACCAAGAGCUAAUGUGGCCAGCGAGGCACAAGAUUGCUUUAGGUACUGUGGGAUACAUAGCACCAGAGUUUUAUCAAACUCACAAGUUCACAGAUAAAUGUGAUAUCUAUAGUUUUGGAGUGAUUCUUGGGAUUCUGGUAAUUGGGAAGCUUCCUUCAGAUGAGUUUUUUCAGCAUACCGACGAGAUGAGUCUGAUAAAGUGGAUGAGGAACAUAAUAACAUCGGAAAAUCCUAGCCUUGCGAUUGAUCCGAAGUUGAUGGGACAAGGAUUCGAUGAACAAAUGCUGCUGGUUCUGAAGAUCGCCUGUUACUGUACUUUGGAUGAUCCAAAACAGAGGCCGAACAGCAAAGAUGUCAGGACCAUGUUGUCCCAGAUCAAGCACUAGUGUUUCAACAUGUAUUGUUUGCUUCUAUGUAUGUUUUCUAGAUUCCUGUUGCAUAAGAAAUAACUGUGAACACAAUCUUGGCAGAAAUUUGUAAUGAAGACUGUAUAAUUUA